CGGUUCAUCAUGACGCUGAAUCUUUUUCUUCUCCUGAAUUUUACUGGUCUGGUCCCAGUUGCUAUCCUGCGAACCAUCCUUCACAAAUAUGACCUGAUGAUGACACAGGUGAGCUGGCCUGUUGCACAGAAUUACUGCAGGGUGACCUACACUGACCUGGCAACAGUCGUAAGUGAUAGUGAUUGGCUAAGAUUUAAGAACGAAGCUGCAAACAAACAUCUGGCAGCAAAUGCUUGGGUCGGACUGUACAAUGAUAUCAAUAGCUGGCGCUGGUCCUUAAACGAUCUCCCACUGAAGAAUGUCACUUAUUCCUGCUGGGUCUCUGGACAGCCUGAUAAUCUGUAUGGAAACGAAGCCUGUGGUAUCAUUGGUUAUUAUAAUGCAUGGUGGGAUGUACCAUGUGCAGGACUAAGACCUUUCAUCUGCUACAAUGCAAAUUUCAGUGGUACUGCUAGGUUCAUUGGCAUCACUACUCUUCUGACCUGGCCUCAAGCUCAGGCUUACUGUCGAACACAUCACACAGACUUGGCCAGUGCUCUUAACAGUUCAGACAACAACAUGUUAGUGCAGAUAAGGAAUAUCCAGGGUGAUUCCUGGAUUGGGCUCUACAGAGACACAUGGAAGUGGUCAGAUGGGACAAUCGCUUCAAACCUACUAUGGUAUCCUGGACAACCUGAUAAUUAUGGAGGAGUUGAGAACUGUGCAGUAGUUUAUAAUGGACUGUUCUAUGAUGCACCCUGUGCCAACCUGUACUAUUUCUUCUGUCAUUCCAAUGAAGCAGAAACUAAAAGAAAAAGACAAGUUGGAGAACACCACAGUGACCUGGAGGCUGCAGCCAGAUGGAAACAUCUUCCACAAGAUAAAGGAAGAUCUGUAACAUCUAAAUGCUCACCUCCAAGUCAAACAGAUUGUAAACUAACUGAAAUUUAUUUAACCUACAAUAUUCACACUUUGCUCAGUAGGGGACAUCAGAUGACAAGCUUAACCAGAAGUAGAUAA
Messenger RNA from Hemibagrus wyckioides, 999 nucleotides. Its product is annotated as putative C-type lectin domain family 20 member A. The record is from RefSeq and is a predicted model, not a curated record. The transcript is spliced from 4 exons. NCBI's taxonomy places the organism in Eukaryota, Metazoa, Chordata, Actinopteri, Siluriformes, Bagridae. The coding region runs from base 10 to 999 and encodes 329 amino acids.